AUGGAAGUUUAUUUCUUAGCAGAUUCUCGAUUCUUGUUGACUACAUGCGAUGGACCAUGGGACUUUCAUAACAUAAACACUAGAGGUCUCUACAAUAUAUUGAUAAACAAUGAACUAAAUAUUAUUUUAUUUACAGCUAUAGAAGUACAAGUAGUUCUAUUAGAUCCAUUAUAUUACUUUUGUGAUUCGGUUGUAUUGUGA
Molecule: messenger RNA, 201 nt
Organism: Auanema sp. JU1783
Lineage: Eukaryota; Metazoa; Nematoda; Chromadorea; Rhabditida; Rhabditidae
Source: the annotation of a GenBank genome assembly